UUUCCUAGGAGACUGCGUUCUUCGGAAAGCUAGCUGACAGUACUGUUUUUCUUCAGUUCACUUCCAAUUCUUGUCUUCCCCGAGAUUCUUUCCCCAGAUUCUGUCCCGAGGAUUGGUGUCUCUGCCAGGAAGAUUUAGCAAAUACUGUCGUGUGGCUAGUCGAGCUACACCGAGAUCGCUCAUUCGGAUUGUCGCUUUCAUUGUGGGCCUGGCUACACGGAGACGACUUGCACGGCUUUCGGAGGACAGUCCUUGUUGACUAUGGCGGAGCCCGAACGCCGACCCCUGAGGCUACGGCCACAAGUGUCGUGUGCUCUUUGCCGGAGGCGUAAAGUCCGGUGUAAUCGGGAGACACCCUGCAGCAACUGUAUUCGCUCCAAGAACGUCCACGGCUGUGUGUAUCAGGUCCACCAGCCUCCUCAGCCUUUAUCACCGCAAAGACCAUGUCCGCUUGCUUGUGAUACCCCCAAAGACCAAGCCCCGAGCCUUGUCCGGCCGGGUCCAGUUGUCCGGCCGGUCCCGGUUCCACAUUCUUUCUUCAUAUUACCGCCGUUUCCUACCCCGUCAACAAGCGGAACUUCAACUGUCGUCUCAGACCACUCCUCAAAAGCUUCAUCCUGCGUUGGUGACCCUAGCUCAGCCCACUCACCUGUCGCAACGAAUCAAUUUACGACCUCAGUCUCUAGCUCAGAUCCCGAUGUACUGAGAAGGAGGAUUCGGGAGCUUGAGGAACAGUUGUCCAAAGCAGCACUUUCACGGUCCUCAAACCCAGAAGCUUCUUCAAGUCCAAUAGCUACACACGAGUCUUCUCUCGCAGGAAAGUCCAUUACUCAAACGGCCAGUACCUCCCGAAUUGUCAAUGUUUUCCACAAAAGCCGUCUGUUCGGUCAGAGUCAUUGGGUCAAUGGGGUCAUCUUGCUAUUGGAUAUUUUCGAAUUCUUCGAACCCCUGGUCCGCAACGGCGCCGCAAAUAAAUCCAUGACCGCCUUGGAAGAGUGCAAAGCCUUAGCCAGAACCAUCAAGGCUCAAAGGACUCCGCCGUGGCCGACCAUACCCACCCGUGAUCUGCCCCCAAGGGAGAUUGCCGACCAACUCGUCGACUGUUAUCUCAGGACUUUUGAAUCCUUGUACAGGGUCCUGCACAUCCCCACCUUCAAGAGAGACUAUGAGGCGCUCUGGGAAUCAGUGCCGGCGCAUCCGCAUCCGAAUCAACAGCCGCAGCAUGUCGGCAUGGCCUUCCUGGUCCAAGUCAAGCUCGUGCUUGCCAUUGGCGCCACCGUUUACGACCAAGACUUUUCUCUCCGCCCCUCUGCCAUCCGCUGGGUGUAUGAGGCGCUCACAUUCACCUCGGAACCAGAGUUCAAGUCCCGAUUGAACAUCAAGUCCCUACAAACCGAUAUCCUGCUAUUGCUAGCGCGUGAAACGGCCGGUCUGGGUGGAAAUCUGAUCUGGAUCUCGGCGGGUUCCUUGCUGAGGACGGCGGUGUACAUGGGUUUGCACAGAGACCCGGCGCACCUCCCGAAGAGAACAAUCUUUGCCGCCGAAAUGCACCGGCGGCUGUGGAAUACCGUGCUUGAGAUCACGGUGUCGUGUAGUAUGAAUGCCGGAGCACCGCCGCAGAUAUCGCUCGAUGACUAUGACACAGAGCCGCCGGGUAACUUCCACGAUGAGCAGCUUGUGGAAACUCCUGCAGACGAUGGAAGCAACCAUUCACCCGUAGUGGCGCAACCGGAGAGUGAGUUUACGCAAACGUCCGUUGCGAUCGCCAUGCGGAAGAUCCUUCCCAUCAGACUUGCGAUCGCAAAAUUUCUGAACGACCUCGGAUCGACUCGUCGCCAGGGUGAUAUGGCAUCUGCAUAUCAUGAAUCAUUGAGACUCGAUGCGGAUCUGAGAGCAGCGUAUCGAACCCUCACUCGAACCCUUCAAGUGCUUUCUCGCAACUUACACGAGGUUUGCUGGCCGGGGUCAUCGUCAUCCUCUCUGCUCUUCCCGUCUCAAUUCAUCGAUCUUGUCAUCAACCGUGACCUCGUCGCCAUUCACAUUCCCUUCUACAGCGCCGCUCUCCACGAAGCUGCCUACGCCUUCUCGCGAAAAGUCGUCGUUGAAUCCUGCUUCAAGAUCUGGCGUGCCGUCAACCCUUUGCCAACUUCUCCUUCCUCAUCAGAUGCCACUCGGCAAGAUGCCAACCAAGACAUUUGCCGCCUGGCUUCUCACGGUGCAGGCUUCUGCCGCAACGCAGGGUUUCAAGUAAGCAUGCUCCUCCUCGGCGAGCUGCGCGCCCAGCUCAGAGAAGAGGCCGAAACAAGUCUUUCUCCAGUAAAUCGAUCACUGCUGCGACCGGACUUGCUCGCUAUGGUGACCGAGGCCAAGGACUGGACCAUGCGCAGCAUCAACGCGGGCGAGACAAACGUGAAGGGACACAUGUUUGCUAGUAUGGUGUCGGCGCAGAUUGAAGGGAUGAUGAAAGGCUUGGGAGAAGACGGGGCUCUUGGCCGGGUGCUGGUGAAGGCGGCAGAUGAGGUUGUGGAUAGGUGUGUACCGCUUUUGGAGGAGAUGUUGGAGAGGGAGACGAGGAUGAGGAUGGCAAGCGAUGGAGAGACAGAAGGAGGGGGAAUGGUGUUACAAAAACAGUUUGAAACAGACGGGUUAGCGGCCACGUAUGAAACAGAGACACCGCUGGGAAUGAUGGGUGAUUGGGAUAUGUUGAUGUUGGAUGCUCAACAUAUCGGCGACUUUGGAAAUAUCGCUGAACCGAUGAAUUGGGCGCUCACCGGAGCCGCAUCAUUCAGCGCAGGUGGGCCAUUUAUCUGGUAGUGUAAGUGCUUGUGAAGAGAGUUUGAGAUGAUGAGAUGAGGUUGGUUGUUUGAUGUUGAGUUGAUGUUUCGUCCAAGCUCGGCGGUCUUGGCCGAUGGCGCGGGAGAUGCCAUUUGUACCUAGUACUGUACCCUAACCCUCAAUAUUCAAUUAUCGAAUCGGCUGUGUUCCUUUCAAAAGAUUGGAAACAGCCACCCUCGCACCCUGUCC
Molecule: messenger RNA, 3024 nt
Organism: Neurospora tetraspora
Lineage: Eukaryota; Fungi; Ascomycota; Sordariomycetes; Sordariales; Sordariaceae
Exons: 4
Coding region: 262-2814 (850 amino acids)
Biological process (GO): DNA-templated transcription; regulation of transcription by RNA polymerase II
Cellular component (GO): nucleus
Molecular function (GO): zinc ion binding; RNA polymerase II cis-regulatory region sequence-specific DNA binding; DNA-binding transcription activator activity, RNA polymerase II-specific
Source: RefSeq, a predicted model, not a curated record